AACAGCUUAGCUGUGCCCCUGUCACGCUAAAUUGUUCCAGAACCAGGCAUCCUCUUUCGCGUAUAUAAGAAAGGCAUGUUGGAUGGGUUGUAACAAGUGUUAUAUCCAAUUCUAUCUUUCAAGAAGUCAUAUAUCUCGGUUUCCUUAUAUAAUCUGCAUAUUGUCAACAUCAAUAUUAUACCAUCGAAAAUGUCUGGUAUGCCCCUUAGAACAUCUUAUGAGUCCAAGCUCGUGGACAUCCCAGAUGACUUCUUAAGAACCAACCCUCCCGACGCAAAGCCCAUCACUUUUGAGAAGGUUGAUUUUGUCGAAGCCCGUCUUCCAGAAUACAAGGAUUGUUAUGCGGUAGUUCUUGAGAACGUUCUUAGUCCAUCCGAAUGCGCAACGUUGAUCAAAUUAGCCGAGUCCAGCGUAGGGGAUAAGUGUCGGAAUAAGAUCGACGGGACAGCCUGGGCACCAGCUCUUGUCAACGUUGGUGAUGGAUAUGAGGUUGCUAUCCCAGAGUAUAGGAAUAGCGAUCGCAUCAUUUGGGAUGAGCAGGACGUCGUCGACCGUUUGUGGGUUCGCCUUGAGUCCGUGCCGGAAAUCCGAGAUACGUUGGUCUCAUUCUCGGACUCAUGGGAUCGGGUCGUCCUUCGACCAAGGAAAAACGGAAAGGAGAUUAAAUCCGCAGGGGAGGAUGAUGACACUUGGUGGGACUUCCAACGUGUAAACAAGCGCAUGCGCUUUCUACGGUAUGGUCCCGGCCAAUUCUUCCGCCCGCAUUGUGAUGCUCCGUAUCGCGAGACUACAGAGGACGGGCAUAGAGUGCAAACGCAUUUCACGGUACAUCUCUACCUAAACGAUUCGAAGCAAGCUCUCAAAGAAGGCGCCGAUAAAGUCGACCUAGUUGGGGGCGCGACGUCGUUCCUAUCCUCUAACCAGGAGCGGAAGCACGACGUAGACCCCAAAGCCGGACGAGUUCUUAUCUUCCAGCAUCGGCGGCUAUACCAUUCGGGAGAUGACGUGAAAGAGGGAAUUAAGUACACUAUGAGAACUGAUAUCAUGUAUCGGCAACGAGAUGGACUCAUCAAUCUCGAUGAGGGUUUUUUGGAUAGUGCCUGAAUUUACCUAGGCACUUAAGAAUCUCAAUGUAAUAUAGUCAGAUGGUUGAUUUAGACAAUGAUUUGAUACACAACGAUUUUAACGCUCUUUCGGUAUGAAUAUGCGGGACUACUUGGGUAUAUA
Hypoxylon trugodes is the source of this 1227-nucleotide messenger RNA. RefSeq lists its product as uncharacterized. Gene Ontology annotation, molecular function: iron ion binding; L-ascorbic acid binding; procollagen-proline 4-dioxygenase activity. The transcript has a single exon. Gene Ontology annotation, biological process: peptidyl-proline hydroxylation to 4-hydroxy-L-proline. Gene Ontology annotation, cellular component: endoplasmic reticulum. The record is from RefSeq and is a predicted model, not a curated record. NCBI's taxonomy places the organism in Eukaryota, Fungi, Ascomycota, Sordariomycetes, Xylariales, Hypoxylaceae. The coding region runs from base 190 to 1104 and encodes 304 amino acids.